This is a messenger RNA of Solanum pennellii, 1501 nucleotides long. Its product is annotated as NAC transcription factor 56-like. Bases 1 to 1416 code for a protein of 471 amino acids. The record is from RefSeq and is a predicted model, not a curated record. The transcript has 3 exons. NCBI's taxonomy places the organism in Eukaryota, Viridiplantae, Streptophyta, Magnoliopsida, Solanales, Solanaceae. Gene Ontology annotation, molecular function: DNA binding. Gene Ontology annotation, biological process: regulation of DNA-templated transcription.
AUGGAAAACCAUAACACAUCUCUUACAAACAAUGAGUCCAAAGAUAAUUUAAUUAGUGCUAAUCAUAUAAAUGAGCUCCCAAUUAGUGCUGUGUUUAGUAACAAGGAUAGUAAUGGUGAUCAAAUUAUGUCACCUGAAGAUGUUGAAGCUUUGAUGAACAAAUUUCCUCCAGGUUUUCGAUUUCAUCCUACGGAUUAUGAGCUAAUUAAACAUUAUUUGGGGAGGAAGCUUGCUAAUUUGCCUUUGCAUCCUAAUAAGAUUUAUGAGUUGAAUAUUUACAAGUAUGAGCCCGACACGAUUGCUGCACAACUUAAGCCUACGACAACGGAGAACAUAUGGUAUGUUUUUACUCCAAGAGAUCGCAAAUACCCAAAUGGAGAAAGACCAGAUAGAUGUACUUGGAAUGGGUAUUGGAAAGCAACUGGAAUAGAUAAAAUUAUAGUAGAUGAUGAUAACAUUAGUAAAAUUGGAUCAAGAAGAGCUUUAGUUUACUAUAUUGGAAAGCCUCCAAAUGGAAAAAAAACUGAUUGGAUUAUGCAUGAAUAUAUGAUUCCUAAAAUUACAAUUCCAAAUAGUUCGACACCAAGAAAUCCCAAGUUGGAUGAAUGGGUUUUGUGUAAGUUUUACAAUAGAAAUGAUGUAAUUACUAGUGGGUCCACAAGAAGGAAGAGAAAGAGGGGAGAUCAUGAUCCAAUUAUUGAUGAAGUUCAUCAAGACCCUGUCAGAAACGACUUCACAAACUUCAAUAACAACGACAAUCAUGCAGUUAUGUUAUCAGAGGGUACAAGUCUUGGAAACGACCCCACAAGCUACUUCAAUGACAACUACAGUCAUGCAACGAUGUUUUUUCAGGGUACAGAUCAGGAUUCUAUGAGAAACGAUCCCACAAGCUAUGAUAACAACUACAAUCAUGCAAUGACAUUGCACCCUCAAGUUCACAUGGAGGUUCCCACCUUACCUCAAUGCCCUUACAUGCCAUUCUUGUCUAACUAUCAAAAUUAUGUAUCUGAUCACUUCAAUGAUUAUAGCAUUGUCGAUCCCCCUUUGCCUUUGAGGAUUGAACCUACACCUACCAACAACUCAAUCGAACAUGAUUACACCAUGAACAAUGAAAGUGUUGGAGGUGAUUAUGGUGAGUAUUCUGAAGUACAUGACCAAUAUUAUGUAUCUGAUCAGUACAUCGUGGAUAAUUAUGAGUCACAAUAUGACACGAACAACUUUGUCAAUGGUGAGACUACUACCUCGAACAACGUUGUCAAUGGUGAGACUAUUACCUCGAACAACUUUGUCAAUGGUGAGACUACUACCUCAAACAACUUCGUCAAUGGUGAGACUACUAACUCUGACAAUUAUGAGACUAAUACCUCGAACAACUUUGCCAAUGAUGAGACUAGUACAUCGAAGGAAGAUUGCUAACAUAUGUGGUAUUUUUAUUACAAUUGAUUAGCUUUAAAGUUUUAGAUCUUAGUCUUCACAAUUAUGAUUUGAUUUUCUGAUGUAG